UUCAUAAAUUAAGGUCAACCAUAAAUGACGGCAUGUAAAUUCACAAUUAAGCUUAAAACCGUUUUAAACAAUAUAUAUUACAAAACAGAACGUUUGGCCACACUGGAAUUAAUUAAGAUACGCAAAAACAAGCAACACUGAGCACAGCGAUAAUGCAACGGCGUGGCAACUCUUAUUGUGAAUGGCAAAACCAACAAAGCAUUAGUUUUUAGGGGAUUUCUAAACGAUCUUCACGUCUUGGUGACGGGGUGCGAUAAUCAUUAUAAAUACUAUUUUAUCCAGCGAAAAAUAUUAGCAUAACUGUGAAAAUGGAUCAAUUGACUGUUAUGAUUACCAUCGUAGCAGUAGCUGCCGCUGCAGUUGCAGCAGUUUAUAAGUCCAUGGCAGCUGCCCAAGAAAGACGACACCAUAACAUUAUGCCCGAAGCUGUGCCUCCCCAACAAUAUCGUAUAGAAAGACGACCCAAUAACCCAGUCAUCAAUGAAAACCGUCCCAGGUGUACCAUAUGCACCGAUGUGAUGACUAAUGAGACAAUGCGUUUCAUGAAUUGUGGCCAUGCAUUUCAUGAUGUUCACUGCUUUGAGGACUAUCGCCAGUCUCGACGUGACUGUCCCUAUUGCGGAAGACUUGUUCUACGACUUGAUUUGCAAGGGGAUUACAGCGCCAUUUGUAAUCAGCCAAUGGAGGAGGAGACUAUGAAGUAUCUCAAAUGCGAGCAUGCCUUUCAUUCAAUUUGUCUAAUAACAGUCAACUGGAACGCGAACCAGAACUGUUCCGUUUGCUCUUAGCAAAUAUAAGUGACUUGCAGAGCUUCAA
Molecule: messenger RNA, 816 nt
Organism: Drosophila sulfurigaster albostrigata
Lineage: Eukaryota; Metazoa; Arthropoda; Insecta; Diptera; Drosophilidae
Product: vacuolar protein sorting-associated protein 11 homolog
Exons: 3
Coding region: 309-788 (159 amino acids)
Molecular function (GO): metal ion binding
Source: RefSeq, a predicted model, not a curated record